CCGGUACAUAAACAUCGCAUCAAAAAUUCUCCUCCGUUAGUGUUCCAUAAUUUUGGACAGCACAGAAUGAAGCAAAUCUUGAUCGCGUGCCUCCUGCUUUCGACGGCAACGUCGCAAAAGUUGCCGGAUGGAUUUCUCCAAAUGUGGCGCGGUCUCGCCGGUAGGUUCCAGCCGGGGUGCGCGGAACAGAAUGGCGUCGAGUUGGAGGAGACGAGGAAAAUAAUCGAACGACUCGAAGCGCCUGACGAGGGUCCCAUCCACUGCUACAUCACGUGCGUGCUCGACAAUUUGAAUUUUUUGACGCCAGAGGGAGAUUUUGAUACGUCAGUGGUUGUGGAUCGGGUUCACUUCUUCUCGAGCGAAGUUGUCGACGGUUGCGUCUACGACGAUGAAGAUCGCUGCCGAAGGGUGUACAUGUCAACUAUGUGCGCCCUGUACGCGAUCGCCGAAGAGUAAUCACCUUCUUGUUUAAACAGUAGUAAUACACAACCUCAUUAUCUCCAUGGUUGUGCAUGCACAUAAUUAAAUGCCAGCACGCUUCCAAUGUUAAUCCAAAAGAAGUAAAAUAAACAGCCUACAAAUAAU
Photinus pyralis (common eastern firefly) is the source of this 585-nucleotide messenger RNA. RefSeq lists its product as uncharacterized. NCBI's taxonomy places the organism in Eukaryota, Metazoa, Arthropoda, Insecta, Coleoptera, Lampyridae. The record is from RefSeq and is a predicted model, not a curated record. The transcript is spliced from 2 exons. The coding region runs from base 67 to 456 and encodes 129 amino acids. Gene Ontology annotation, molecular function: odorant binding.